AUGAGUAUACAGUACGACGGAAAUAAACACGACAUAUCAAAAUGCAGUUCAAUUAAAAUUUUAUUAAUUCUGCUAUCAGUGAAUAUUUUUUGGCUAUUGAAAGUCUAUCCACCAUCAGGACAAGUGACUAAGGAAUGCAGUGUACAAGGCCACACAGUGCCAGUCUCGCGACCCGUAGUUUCACCCACAAAAUGCCCCAAGAACCCGGAAGUUGAUUUAUCUUUCGUCCACCCGCUUAUAAAAUUGGAGAAUUUGUAUAAUGAAAAUAAAACAACCUCAUUAGCAUUCGAUGACUUGGAUCUAAGUUAUGGAAGGUGGGACAAUCAACAUGCGUACAAAAUUAAAGAUUUUGCUAUUGUCGGAGAUCAAUAUACAGAGUCAUCUGAAAAUAGUCUUAUAUGUUUAGCAACUCAGAGUUCUGUAGAGCGUCUGAAUUCUCUAGCACAGGUGUCGGCUAAUUGGUACGGACCCAUAUCAGUCGCUCUAUUCUCUGCCAGUAAUGAGGAAUUUCUUAUAUUACAAUAUUUCAUUACGUACAUGAGACUUUGUUUUCCUAAUAUUAAAGCUAAUGCCACAUUUCAUAUACUAAUUCCACGGGACUACGAAAAGUUACCAAAAGUCGUGACAUUACCAUUCAUUUUAAAGGGCAAAUUUGAUUGCCGAUAUCCUGAGAAAACUUUGAAGGCCUUGCUAAAAUUGAGAACAGUUAAAACUCUACAAUGGCGACAGAGAAACACUUAUCCUCAAAAUCAUAUGCGUAAUUUGGCGCGUAAAGGAUGUCAAUCGAAGUACGUGUUCCUUACUGAUAUUGACAUAAUACCCAGCACAAAUAUUGUUGCUCAACUCAACGAUUUCUUUAAAGGCGAACGAUGUACUAAGAAUUGCGCCUAUGUAAUACCAACAUUUGAAAUAGAUGUUCGCGCUCCAUUUCCCCGAUCAAAGAAAAGCCUUCUUAGAUUAAUAAGAAAAGGCUUGGCGAGACCUUUUCACGAAAAGGUAUUCAUUUACAAUCAAUAUGCAACAAAUUUCACAAAAUGGCUAUCUACGAAUCUAAAUGAGACUGAUGUUACAAAAAUUAGCCACUCAGUAACAAACUUCGAGUUCUUAUAUGAACCAUUUUAUAUUGCAAUGGAUAAUGUUCCUGCUCAUGACGAAAGAUUUACCGGAUACGGAUUUACGCGUAACUCUCAAGUGUAUGAAAUGCAUAUCGCUGGCUUUGAAUUUUAUGUGUUAACACCGGUAUUUACUUGCCAUUGGGGACUUCAGAGAAAGCAAACGAGACCUGCUUGGAGAGAACAACAGAAUAAUAUUAAUCGCAAAAAAUUUGAUGGUUUUAAAAGUGAAAUUUUUGCACGGUAUAGAACACAAAAAUCUAGCAAAAAUAAAAUCUUAAUAAAAUAA
This is a messenger RNA of Drosophila willistoni, 1401 nucleotides long. RefSeq names its product beta-1,4-glucuronyltransferase 1. Bases 1 to 1401 code for a protein of 466 amino acids. NCBI's taxonomy places the organism in Eukaryota, Metazoa, Arthropoda, Insecta, Diptera, Drosophilidae. The transcript is spliced from 5 exons. Gene Ontology annotation, molecular function: glucuronosyltransferase activity. The record is from RefSeq and is a predicted model, not a curated record.